Messenger RNA from Syzygium oleosum, 2400 nucleotides. RefSeq names its product conserved oligomeric Golgi complex subunit 5-like. Gene Ontology annotation, cellular component: COG complex. The coding region runs from base 103 to 2094 and encodes 663 amino acids. Gene Ontology annotation, biological process: intra-Golgi vesicle-mediated transport. The transcript is spliced from 3 exons. The record is from RefSeq and is a predicted model, not a curated record. Lineage: Eukaryota; Viridiplantae; Streptophyta; Magnoliopsida; Myrtales; Myrtaceae.
UUCCUUGAUUGGGAUAUCUAUAUAUAUGAUUUCACAAAACCCUAAUUCCUUUCCUAAUUCCUUACCUAAAUCUCUCUAUCUCGGUCGCCUCUCACCUCCGCCAUGGGGCAGCGCUCCUCCGUCUCCUCCCUCCGCCGUGUCCGAUCCGAUCUCCCCGAACCUCCCUCCCCCAUCAACUCCAAGACGCUCCUGCUCUCCAACCUCCACCGAUCCACCGAUGUCUUGCGACACACCAGCCUGCUCCUCCGCUUGUCCAGAGAUCCCGAGCACGGUCCGCCCAGCAUCGAUGCGGUCGAGGGGGAAGAGUCGAAGUGGAUCCGCGGUGCGAUCAGGAGCGAGGCCAUGGAGGUGUUGGAGAGAGGCAUGCAAGGGCUGAACCAGGGGGAGGUUGGUGCUGGACUACAGGUGCUUUACGAUCUAGGCGAGUUGAAGGCCACUGUGGCGCGGUUGGUGAAUAAGUAUGAGGGAAUGGGAGUGAAGAGCAUUAAUGCCGCAUUGGAUACGAAGGCUAUGUCAACGACUGGAGGGGGAUGGAAUCCGCGCAAUGCGCUUUGGAAGAGGAUCGAGGAGUGUGUGGAGCGACUGCACUUGGUCGUGGUUGCGGUUUGGCACUUGCAGCGGGUGUUGUCGCAGACGAGGGAUCCGGUCACGCACGUAUCGCUGCUUGACGACGUCGUUCAGGACGGUGAUGCAAUGUUAUCAGACCGUGUCUGGGAGGCACUUGUUCAGGCCUUUGCAAGCCAAAUGCAAUCUGCUUUUGCUGGAUCAAUUUCUGUUAAUUCUAUUUUUACAGCGGAAUACCCAAAGAUGCUUUCCACAAUUGAGAAUCUUCUAGAAUGGAUUUCACGCGACACCGAUGUUGAGGGAGUAUUGCCAGCUAUCACUCCUGAAGUAAAACAUCAAAUGGUUUCAGCAAUAGAUAUAUUCGAGACUCGAUACUUGUGUCAAUGCUCCAAACGUCUUAUAUUUCUCGUCAAAUAUGUAAUCGAUGAGUCCGCUCAGGGAAGUGGUCCCUCCAAAUUAUUUUUCUUAAGAAUCGUAUCAUACAUACAGGAAGAGAUUGAAAAAGCUGUCCAGUUGGACCGGCGUUUAACUCUGCUUGUCUUGCAUGAAAUUGGUAUGGCGUUGCGCCAGCUGGCACCACAAGCUGAGAACCAGAUGUCUACUGGUCCUGAAGCACGUCAAGUGAUGGGUCCUGUUACAGCAGCCCAGUUGAAGAACUUCACCAUAUGUCAGCAUUUGCAAGAAUUUCACACCCGCAUAUCAUCUCUGAUCCGGGAAUUCCGGCCUGUUGCUGCCGAUGAGCUUUCCCCUGCACUGGGUGCAAUAUAUGAGGUCGCAUGUAAUCCAAUGACAUCCUUAUUUCAAUCGAUGCUGGAUCGACUGGAGUCUUGCAUAAUGCAAAUUCAUGACCAGAACUUUGGUGUGCUUGGGAUGGGUGUUGCUAUGGACAAUAGUGUAUCACCCUACAUGGAGGAGUUGCAGAAGUGCAUUCUUCACUUCCGUACUGAGUUUCUAGUCAGGAUGUUGACUCCAGCUAAGACAACAAGUGGAAAGACAGAAACGAUAUGCACUCGGCUCGUUAGAAACAUGGCUUCACGAGUUUUGAUUUUCUUCAUCAGGCAUGCUGCUCUUGUGAGGCCUUUUUCAGAAUCAGGGAGGCUGAGAUUGACUAGAGACAUGGCCGAGCUGGAGCUGUCGGUAAGCCAGAACUUGUUCAAGGUGGAACAACUAGGUGCACCGUACCGAGCCCUUCGAGCAUUUAGGCCUCUCAUAUUGUUGGAAACAUCUCAGCUGGGAGCAUCUCCUCUUCUUCAGCAUCUGCCGGUCAGUAUUAUACUUCACCAUCUCUACACCCGUGGUCCGGAUGACCUGCAGUCUCCAAUGCAAAGAAACAAGCUCACGCCGUUGCAGUACUCUUUGUGGAUGGAUUCACAAGGAGAGGAUCAGAUCUGGAAAGGCGUGAAAGCAACUUUGGAUGAUUAUGCUGCGAAAGUAAGGGUAAGAGGGGGGGACAAGGAGUUCAGUCCUGUGUAUCCCCUUAUGCUUCGAGUAGGGUCAUCUUUGACCAAGAAUGCUUCUGUGGCUCGGUAACCCUGAAAACGAGCAUAUAACUAAUGAAGUUACUAUAAUAAGAGCAUACCCCGAUCUCUUUUUUGAAUGAUGUUGCAUUUGAGAUGUUGGAGAAGGCUUUUAAUAGUGCUAGUCCUAGUGCCCACCAUCAAUGUAAAUGCACACGAAGUUCGUGAUAGCCUUUGGUUAAAUUGUCCAUAGCUCAGGAUGAACUAUAUGUCAAAUUCGACCGGUAUAUAUAAUGGGUGCUGAGCCAACAUCUUUGUACAGGUUGCAGCCAUAGCUUCUGAAGCGAUAUAUCAACCCUUUUUAAUCGGCUAUUUUCCA